This is a messenger RNA of Miscanthus lutarioriparius, 675 nucleotides long. The record is from the annotation of a GenBank genome assembly. Lineage: Eukaryota; Viridiplantae; Streptophyta; Magnoliopsida; Poales; Poaceae.
AUGACAACAGCUGGUCUUAUUAUUCUGAAACAUUGUCUGUCCAUUCUUUGCUGCAAAUCUCUCCAUGUGGACUUUCACUUCCGGUGCUUCCAGGAGACAGAGGAUGUUGUUUUUGUAAAAGAGGUGAACCUAAAGGAUAAGCUGAAUAAGGUCUGCAACAGUAUUGAUGUCAUGUCUGUUGUAGUUGAUCUUGGAGGUUGCAGUUUGAAAUAUUUCGCUCUUGGUGAUUCAAUGGCCCUUGGAAAACAAGUUUGCAGUUUUGUUAUUAAUUGCCUGUGCCGGAAAUUCUUUAUGGAUGAGCGUCCAACUGUAUCAAGGAAGCAUUAUUUCGUUUCGUCUAUAUCUGAAGUGUUUAUGAGUGAUUUGCCAGACUACUCCUAUGUUGAGAAGUGCUUUAGUGGGGCUGCUUCUGUGUUGAUUUUGCCACUGUGUGAUGAGCUAUUCUUUCCUGUGUUACAUGGCAAGCACUGGUUCCUUUUUGUUGUUGAUUUGAAGAACAAGAUGUUCAUAAUUCUUGAUUGGUAUUAUUCAAAGGAUGAUGGUUUUUGUGUUUACACAAGGAAUAAGUUGAAGAAGAGCUUUUGCCAUGCAUGGGCCAUGUAUGUUGGAUUGGACCCAGGUUUCAAUAAUUUCCGCACUUGUUAUGCUCAUGUUCCAAAACAAGCUAACCAGUAA